GCCUAUUAAAGGGCGAUUAGACACACACGCUGACUAGUCGGACCGCAGAAAGGAUGGUCGUUACUUUGGUUUCUCUGUUUAUAAUUUGCUUGGCUUCACUGGGGGCGGCGGAAGGCCCAGGAUUGACCGAGUACCAUCAGCUGAAGAAACUUCAUUUUCUGGAACGUAUGUUCAACCCCGAAGCCCAUGAAGGACCUACAAUGGCAGACUACCAACAACUUAUGAAGCUUCGCUCAUUGGGUAUGGAGUUUUUCCACCAAUUCAAGAACAUUUCAACAACGGAACCCCAAUUUCUUGACGGAUUGGCAAGGGCAGAGACCUCAUGUUUAUUGGACAUGAAACAGUUCAUGGAGGACCUGACGUCGGCCAAAUUUUGGGCCAUAUCCAUGAUAGAUUCUUGGGGCACCAUACCCUCCGGAUACUUGUACGGCAACCGCGUCGACAUGGGCAACUACGAUCAGUGUCUUAGUGUAGACAGGACGGUCAGCGAUUCGCAUCACAUCAAGGGAAAGUAUUGUAUGAUGGAGCUGCCCGUUGCUAAGUGGCUGGGAUUUAACGCCCCGAUCUUGUCGAUGACCAACAUAAAGACCGCUUUAUGCUUCCCAUCCUCUUGCUCUCCGGAGUUCAUGGAGACCCUAAUGGGUUUGGUGCUUAAAGGACUUCUCGGAGUGAGCAACACCCGCAGCUUGUUUUUCAUUGAUCAGGAAAGCUGCAAGAUAAACGAUGACCCGCCUUUGAGUACGCCCGCAAUCUUGACCAUUGUUCUUGUGGCCGUUUUUUGUGGACUGGCCGUUCUCUGCACUGCCUGCGACUAUUUCUGGUAUCAGGAUCGAAGCAAGCUCCCGAGGAUGGUCAAGGUGUUCUCAGUACGCACCAAUUCCAAGGACCUUUUUGCCAUCGUAGACCCCAAGUCAAGCCCCAACGUCAUCCACUGCAUUCACGGAUUACGCUGUAUGUCGCUAAUUUGGGUGAUUCUGGGUCACGAGUAUACUGACACUGCAAUGGCGUACACCGUCAACCGGAUAAAAAUCAUAUCGUGGUUUCCGAAGCCCUUCUCUAGCUUCAUUAUCUAUGCUCCCUUCUCGGUGGACACGUUUUUCUUUAUGACUGGCCUGCUUCUAGUUGUCAUCGGACUACGUUCCCUAGAGAGGGCGAACGGGAAACUGAACAUACCGAUGAUGUACCUACAUCGCUAUUUGCGCCUAGCCCCGAUCGUCGCUGUGGCUAUCCUGGUCUACUUGCACCUGUUACCGCUUAUUUCCAAGGGCCCAGUGUCUGAGGACCUUGCCGUAUUUGAUUACUCCGUUUGCAGCAAUAACUGGUACCGCAAUAUGCUCUUUGUGCAGAAUUACGCCUCUGUAUCGGAGAUUUGUCUUCCGCACACCUGGUACCUGGCCGUGGACAUGCAACUUUACAUCCUGGCACCCUUCGUGCUUCUUGCUUUGUACAAGUGGGGCACGAAGGCGGCCGGAGCUAUCCUAGUCUUAAUGCUGCUACUCUCCGCUUGCCUCUUUACUACAAUAAUGACCAACGACUUCAAAAUAACCUUCUUACACGGCGGUCAGGUCCCAGAAGUGCAGAAGAAGCUGUACUUUGCGACACACAACCAUGCAGCCCCCUGGCUGGUUGGAACCCUCUUUGGAUACUUUAUGCACCGUAUCCGAGGUGUGAAAAUCGAACUCAAGUGGCCGGCGGUCUGGGCAGGAUGGCUUCUUUGCCUGGCCAUGAUGUUUACGGCCAUAUUCUCGAUGUUAAAGUUUAACAAGAUCCUGAACCCAGCGCCAACGACCCUGGAAAGCGCCUUGUUCUACACACUCACUCGAAUAGGCUGGCCCUUGGCCUUAUGCUGGGUGGUCUUCGCCUGCGUCCACCGAUACGGGGGCCUGGCCAACAGCUUCCUGUCUUCGCCUGUGUGGCAGCCCCUCUCUAGGAUCUCCUACUCCGCCUAUAUCUGGCACAUUUUCAUUCAGGAAUUGAACCAUAGACGAACUCGCACGAACACCUAUUUUUCGGACUACGAUGCGAUGCUGAACUUCUGGGGAGGCUUCGGUUUCACUCUUAUAAUGGCAUAUGCAUUCUAUGUGACUAUUGAGGCUCCCUUGGCGGGACUCGAGGGACUCCUCUUGCCAAGUCGGAAGAAGCCGGCGAAACCAAGAGAGAACGGAGAGCAGCCUCAAAAUAAGGAGGAUGCACAAAAGUCUCAGUCAGAGGAUCAAAAUGCAAUUCUGCCAGAAGCAACUCAGCCUGACCUGGAGCUGGCAGCUCCGAUAUCCAUCGAGAGUAGAGACAAUCAGCAGAAAAGCGAUUAAUAUACAAAAUCUAAUUAGUGAUUUUACGAUAAGUCAUAGUUUAGAGUUUUUUUUUUUGUUAGUUGCAGUGAAGAACCUCCCUGCAGUACUAAUGUGGGACAUGUGGGUAAUGUGGGACAUGUGGGUAAUGUGGGACAUGGGUUCGAUUCCCAGCAGAAAAUGCUGUAUUAAGAGUUGAUUUUUGUUUACUUUUAUUUUUUUUAACA
Molecule: messenger RNA, 2515 nt
Organism: Drosophila ananassae
Lineage: Eukaryota; Metazoa; Arthropoda; Insecta; Diptera; Drosophilidae
Product: nose resistant to fluoxetine protein 6
Exons: 8
Coding region: 54-2309 (751 amino acids)
Molecular function (GO): acyltransferase activity, transferring groups other than amino-acyl groups
Source: RefSeq, a predicted model, not a curated record